CACUCAAAGAUGGAGCAAGAGGAGGAGGAACCUGUAAAGAGCGGGAACUCGGCCUUCGCGAGCCAGCUGAUGAGGAUAAUGGAGCUACUAGACGGGAACCUGGAGACAAAGUCAAAACAGUACAAAGACAUACCACUGAGCUGCAUCUUCAUGAUGAACAACGGGAGAUACAUAGUGCAGAAGAUCAAAGGAGCAGCAGAGAUACACGAGGUGAUGGGUGACACAUGGUGCAGGAGGAGGUCGUCAGAGCUAAGGAACUAUCACAAAAACUACCAGAGGGAGACGUGGGGGAAGCUGCUAGGGUUCUUAGGGCACGAGGGGCUCAUGCACAACGGCAAGAUAGUCAAGCCCAACCUCAAGGAGAGAUUCAAGAGCUUCAACGCAACCUUUGACGAGAUACACAAGACGCAGACCACUUGGGUAGUUAACGACGAGCAGCUGCAGAGCGAGCUGAGGGUCUCCAUAACUGCAGUCAUGAUA
Molecule: messenger RNA, 480 nt
Organism: Camelina sativa (false flax)
Lineage: Eukaryota; Viridiplantae; Streptophyta; Magnoliopsida; Brassicales; Brassicaceae
Source: RefSeq, a predicted model, not a curated record